GCCUAAGGAGGAGUUCUACGUGAAAGCAGACAGAAUCUGUCGAAAAUUGUGAUCGCGGAGAAGUAAAAAUAGGGAAUGUUUAGUCGAAAUAUAUUUUGAGUGGUAGUAAAUUAAGCUUAACACAAUGCAGUGGUAUACGCGAAGAAAAUGUUCGUCUUUGUAUUUAAAAAAUGCUUGUAAUUUUGGUUUGUUUCACAUUUAAUUUUACAACAAAAAACAGAAGCGAUAACCAUGGGAAACUGCUUGAAUCGGUCAGAGAAUAAAAAUGUCAAAAAGGGGGAGACGCAUACGGGCCAAGCUCUGGUGGUAGAGAGAAAUGAAACAAUUUCUCCUACACCUAAUUCAGCUCUUAUAGUCGUACAGACUCAUGAACCAUCCAGUAUAAGACCAACUCAUCACGAUCUUUUAAAUUUAAAAGGAAAUGGGCCAACACUGCCGACAGCCAUAUCAGAAACGGGCAGUAUUUCAGGCUCCACUGGCACUGCUAAAAUGUUUGUUGCAUUAUAUGAUUAUGAUGCCCGAACGGAUGAAGAUCUAAGUUUUAAGAAAGGCGAGCAUUUGGAAAUAUUAAACGACACUCAAGGAGAUUGGUGGUUUGCAAGGUCAAAGGCCACUAAGAAAGAAGGCUACAUCCCUUCCAACUAUGUUGCCAAACUUAAAUCUAUUGAAGCAGAGCCAUGGUACUUUGGGAAGAUAAAGAGGAUAGAAGCAGAGAAAAAGUUGCUUCUUCCUGAAAAUGAACAUGGAGCAUUCCUCAUAAGAGACAGCGAGAGUCGUAGAAACGAUUUCUCUCUUUCUGUGAGGGAUGGUGAUACUGUAAAGCAUUAUCGUAUCAGACAAUUGGACGAGGGAGGAUUCUUCAUUGCUCGCCGUACCACAUUCCGCACUCUGCAGGAACUAGUGGAACACUACAGCAGUGAUUCUGAUGGACUUUGUGUAAAUCUGCGGCUACCUUGUAUUCAGAUAGAAAAACCAACAACAAGUGGGCUGUCUCAUAACACCAGGGAUCAGUGGGAGAUAGAGCGUGUUUCUCUGAAAUUUGUGCGAAAGCUCGGCCAGGGCCAGUUUGGGGAGGUUUGGGAAGGAUUAUGGAAUAAUACUACUCCAGUAGCCAUUAAAACUCUUAAACCAGGAACAAUGGAUCCUAAGGAUUUCCUUGCUGAGGCUCAGAUCAUGAAGAAGCUACGUCACCCUAAGCUUGUCCAGUUGUAUGCCGUCUGUACAUUAGAAGAACCUAUCUAUAUAAUCACUGAGCUGAUGAAGAAUGGGAGUCUAUUGGAGUAUCUGCAAGGUAAAGGAAGGUCUUUAAAACUUCCACAGUUGAUUGACAUGUCAGCUCAGAUAGCAGCUGGAAUGGCCUAUUUGGAAUCUCAGAACUACAUUCACCGAGAUCUAGCUGCCAGAAACAUACUGGUUGGAGAGAGUAACAUUGUCAAAAUAGCAGAUUUUGGAUUGGCUAGGCUUAUCAAGGAAGAUGAAUAUGAAGCAAGGGUUGGAGCAAGGUUUCCUAUUAAAUGGACAGCUCCAGAAGCUGCAAAUUAUAGCAAGUUUUCUAUCAAGUCAGAUGUUUGGUCAUUUGGAAUUUUACUGACAGAACUGGUCACUUAUGGAAGAAUACCGUAUCCUGGCAUGACUAAUGCAGAGGUCCUUCAUCAGGUUGAACAUGGGUAUCGCAUGCCUUGCCCACCAGGUUGUCCAAUGACACUUUAUGAUGUUAUGUUAGAAUGUUGGCACAAGGAUCCUUUGAAGAGGCCUACCUUUGAAACCCUGCAGUGGAAGUUGGAAGAUUUCUUCACCCAGGAAGGAUCGGAAUAUAAGGAAGCUUCUAUUGCUUAUUAACUGGGAAAUUCUAAAUGAGGCCCAUUACAAUUGGAUUAAGUAAUUGAACUACAUGAAAAUAAAGUUGCCAAAGUUAGAGUGUUGUUGUAUAUUUUGGCAUCAUUCUGACUUAAUGGUAAACUGCCCUGUCCAUGUUAUGAUAAUUCCUACCCAUAUUUUUAUAAUUUUGUAGAGUAAUGUGUUUUUGCAGCUAUUUAUGAUGUCCAUUUCUCUGUUGUGUUUAAGUUCAUCAUAUUCUUUGAGUAGGAAGUGACAUGAAUACAUCUUUGGUUAGAAGAACAUAAAACUCUGAUUAAUUAAUUUAAGUUUGUUUAUUUGAAAUUGAAUUAACUUAAUAUAAGUAGUCAGGUAACAUAGUUAUGAAUAACAUCAGUCUUAUAGGUAUGACUGUAAUAUUACUAAGUUAGUAUAUCCUUUACUAUUACAAGUUGUCAUAUUACUAAGUCAGUUUGUCCUUGACUGUAACAAGUGCGACUUGUCAAGUUAGACAUUAGUUGUUACAGUCAAAAGCAAUCUAACUUAGUUUUAUUACAGGCUGUCAUGUUACAGACAUAGUUAGAUUAUCUGUUAUUCAUACAAUUUAACAAGUUGAAUCACACUAAAGAGAUAAAUGAGAUAAAACAACUUUUGUGGUUUUGUAUGGAAUAAGUAUAAAUCUGUGCACCAAAAAUUGAAUUGAACCUAAUUUGGCAAAGUGAGUGAAAUAACAUAUUGAGUGUAAGAAAAUGUCAGAAAGUUUGGUGUAAGUUAUCAUAGGAAUUUAAUUGUUAUUUUAACAUGGCUAUUCUAUAAAGGUUUAACUAAGAAAUUAUAGCCAGAGACUGAUGUUAAUGAUUAUGAGAUAGUAGAAUAAAUGACAUUACCAGCCAGUAACCUAUAGUGUUGUAUUUAUAUAAAGCUUUAAGAAUUUUGAAUAAUAUAGAGAUGAAAAAAGUAUAAAGGAACAGAAAAAUUUUUUUAAAACUAAAAACCUUGUAUAACCUUACAAAGUACAACAAAGUGCUUUAAGAAUUAAACAUUCUUAUCUUGUGAAAUGCAGGAAAACUUGACGUAGAAAACUACAAACAUUGUCUUAUCUUAUGAAGUACAACAAAGUAUUUU
Limulus polyphemus (Atlantic horseshoe crab) is the source of this 2940-nucleotide messenger RNA. Its product is annotated as tyrosine-protein kinase Src42A-like. The record is from RefSeq and is a predicted model, not a curated record. NCBI's taxonomy places the organism in Eukaryota, Metazoa, Arthropoda, Merostomata, Xiphosura, Limulidae. The coding region runs from base 232 to 1839 and encodes 535 amino acids. Gene Ontology annotation, biological process: cell surface receptor protein tyrosine kinase signaling pathway; innate immune response; protein phosphorylation. Gene Ontology annotation, molecular function: non-membrane spanning protein tyrosine kinase activity; signaling receptor binding; ATP binding. Gene Ontology annotation, cellular component: extrinsic component of cytoplasmic side of plasma membrane. The transcript is spliced from 8 exons.